ACAGGUUAAAUUUCUGUGGCCCGCGGGGUGGAUCGUAUAGGCAGCUGGUUUCGGGUCGACACAAUGUGAAAUCGGACCCCCAGCUAUAAAGUCCCAACGGACUACAAUCAACUCUUUGUGGCCUAAAGAACGUAGAAUUCUUGGCCGACACAAAAGGGACAAUUCAGGUGACAGAAGCACUCCUUUUUUUAUUUCAUCGCAGCUUCGCGAGACAAAUAUAAUGUUUCCUUGGCGUCCUUUGAAAAAAAGAAAAUAGUUUGAGAAAAAAAAAAUCUAUAUGUGUUAAAAUCAAAUCCAGACUAUGUUUUCAAAAUUUCAAAUGUAGGUUCUCUAAAGGCAGAAUACAAGCCAUUAAUGCAAAUAAUAUGCAUCAAAGAGACUCGGUCGCUCUCACAUUUUUACAAGGGUGUGUUUGUAGUAAAAUAGCGGCAUAUCCAUACGUUGAAAGAGUAGCUGAGCCUUUUGAGCCAAGAAAAAAAUGGCAUUCGUAUGAGAAAUAAACUGUGAGCUGAUGCAUGCAACAUUAUUGUCUCUCUCGUUGAAAAUACAGCACCGCUUGAUAUGUCAAAAAGCGUUUAGAAUCAAAAUCUAUAUCUACAGCAUUACAUGUAAUACGUUAAUAGUUUAUCAUAGCUUUUACAAUUAAAGAGACCCUUAACAAAUACACUUACAGACUCUGUAGUUCAAAAGAUUGUCAACUCAUGAAUUCAAGCAAUAUUGAAGUUUGUGAGAACAUAAAUGGCUUCCGAGGUCAUAUCAUCUACAAAAUGCUUGUUUGCUAAACAUUCAUUUACAAAUUCUAAUGUUUGAUUGUAUUUGUUGUGCACCGUUACUGGAAGCUGUUGCUGUCUUCUUUCUUCAUAUCUGUUAUCACUGGUUAUCACUUGUUCUGUAUGACCGACUGUGUCCACAGCGAGUUAAAGGCUCCGGAGUCUAAAGUCCACCAAGGUGUUACCGUUUACAUUGUGCAAACAGAAAGGAAACAGAAAAUAAACAGCAACGAAAAGCGUGAACAUGCAAAGUAUUCACGCUAUGUGAAUGUAAAUGUUGUCAUUUGAAUUGAAAAUUCUUCUCCCCUUAUUAUCAUCCAUUAUUUACACCUCAUCUCUGACAACUGAAUCUUUUGAUUCAGUUGCACGUGCAUGUGCACAUGCAGGAAAGAUGCGUGCUGACCCUGAAUCCUCUUUCGUCUGACAGUUGCGCUGCAUGUGGAGGCCGCAUGUUGUUUAUAGAUACGGCUCAGUGGCCCGAAUUAAGCAGCCUGGAUGCAACUGGACUGCGCAACUGCACAAGUAAGAGGAUCAGACAAGAUUUAGCCACCCAGCAGUCAUCAGCAGCGCGGCUCUCACAGACGUGGUGCAUAGCAACAGGUCAGCCCGCCACGUUAGCGCUCAACGCGGACCAGGACCCGAGGCCCAAUCGGGCAGGAACAGGAACUAUCGUGCUUCCUCCCGCCCGCCCUACGGCCGAGCUUCUGGCAAAGCCGCCUGCGCCUGACCCUCCGGACUCACCACGCCAGUGUCCAUCAGGGAUCAUCAACGCGCUCUCGUGUUGAGAUCAAUGUCAUUUCAGAUGAGUUGCCCCCCACCACCCAAGUCACAAUAUCCCAACGUGAGGUGAGCAUGCUUCAUCAUGACGGCAUACAUCCUGGGGACUGCGUUUGCAUGGACAUUCAAGGGGAUACUGUGCACAUGCAGAUUUCUUUGGAUAUGCCCCUACAACGCAAUCCAAUUCUUGCCACGGGAAAGUCACAUCAUAGAGGACACAAACCGACAGCCGAAACAGGUUGUGGAAAGGGCACAUCCCUCAGCAUCUGAGGGUAAGGGGAUUGCAGCCAUACCAGGCAGCCCCGACCGUGCAACUGCCCUCCAUAAAAGACUGACCAAAACCGAGACGGACAUAUUGUCCCUCAAGACCAGGGUGGCCUGUGAGAGAGCAUCAUGGGACAGGAGGUUUGCAGAACUUCGAAGAAAACAGGAAGAACUACUUAAUCAGCUGGCCGCUCAGGCGGGAGAGUCGGUGAGAGUUGGCGGUGGCGGAGAGCACGAGUCGGAGUCAGGCGUGGACAACGGAGAACUGUUUGAGGACUGCUCAAGUGGUCUCUCAAGACCGAUGUACCAACACCGAGGGUCGGAGGUGUUGUCAAGCGGGGACGCUUGUGCAGGCAGCUUGUCAGAAAGCCAUUCAUCCUCAUCCCUGAGCUCCAGAGCUUCCUUCUCCUCAGCCACCAGAUGGUGGAGAACCUCUAAAGGGCCUCACCGGGUGUUUGUGCCCCAUUCCCCCAUGGACCUGGAGCUGGGUCACCGGGUCAGGGUCCUGCUGCCGUCCGGACGGAUCAGCACGGGAACGAUCCGUUUCCUGGGUCCCCUGCAGGGGGAGGCGGAUCUUCACCUCGGGGUGGAGCUCCAAACACCUGAUCACGAGUUGCACGAUGGCAGCCACCGGGGACGCAGCUACUUUGAAUGCAAGCCUGGCUGUGGUGCCUUUGUACCAUUCCACAAACUACUGAUGGCCUGGGAGUGACAGAAGUACAAACUGCUUUUGUAGAAAUGACAGACGGCUAAAGAGUACAGAACAGUAGUUACAAGCAUGUAUUUGAUCACUAAUAAACAAAUGAAUGUCUUUGUA
Messenger RNA from Gasterosteus aculeatus aculeatus (three-spined stickleback), 2628 nucleotides. RefSeq lists its product as uncharacterized. NCBI's taxonomy places the organism in Eukaryota, Metazoa, Chordata, Actinopteri, Perciformes, Gasterosteidae. The record is from RefSeq and is a predicted model, not a curated record.